This is a messenger RNA of Diprion similis, 1090 nucleotides long. RefSeq names its product multiple epidermal growth factor-like domains protein 6. The coding region runs from base 27 to 1034 and encodes 335 amino acids. NCBI's taxonomy places the organism in Eukaryota, Metazoa, Arthropoda, Insecta, Hymenoptera, Diprionidae. The record is from RefSeq and is a predicted model, not a curated record. The transcript has 7 exons.
AACUGUCAGCGUCGCUUUUCUGCACGAUGGCAUUGAGAAAAAGUUUGCCAACUCUGAUGGUUAUCUGCAUUAUUUUCGCGACCCAAACCAGCGACGCUAAUUUGUGGGACGAGUGCUGGUCGAACUGGAUGUGCAAUGACUGGCAGCUGACGUGCGUGAAUUUUCAAUGCACCUGUAUCAACCCCUACGUGCCUUCGAUGGACAACACGAAAUGCGUAGUAGGAAUUGACGGCAUCUGCGAAAGAUAUCAAGACGAGUGUUACGACCCGAACGCCCAUUGUAACCAGACGAAUCUCUGGGUAGGUUCCGGAAGCUGGUGCGCCUGUAAGGAAGGCUUUACUCAGGAUGAGGAAACUCGGUUGUGCGCGACAAACCUUGGCGAAGAAUGCGAGGCUGAGGGUACUUCCUGCAUCGAAGGAAGUUGCGUCGACGGAACCUGCCAAUGUCCUGCGGGUCUUUCGCCGAGUCAAUUUGCGGACAGUUGUGGAGUCGCUGUUGGUGGCACCUGCACCGAUGAUCAUCCAACUUGUGCCGAUCCUUACGCGGAAUGCGAAGGUCCUGGUAGCCCCUGCCAGUGCAAAGAAGGACAUCAGGCGGUGGCGAGAGAAGAGGAUGGAAUGACUAUCUGCAAAACAGCGCUCGGUGGCACUUGCCAAACCGCGAGUGAAUGCGCUGCUUUUAACACGUCCUGCGAGCUUUUGCGACAAGGGAUUUCAGCUUGCACUUGCGUCGUGAGCUUCGUGCCGUCAGGAGAUCGGACCGCUUGUUUACCAGUCGCGAAUCACUGGGGGAGUGCGUGUGAGGAAGAUUUGCAAUGCACCGCGAUGUUUGGAAGGUACAGCACCUGUUCGAACAACAUCUGCGACUGUCAGAUCGGAUACAUUUAUUCCGCUGCAGAUUUUGGAUGCGUUGCCAUACACGGAGUUGCGCCCAGAUCUACUUCCGAAUCGGUUAAACUACUCGCGACGACUUUGCUGCCUUACUUACCGACAGAAGCGAAGAUAGCUGUCCACGAGAUUCUGGAUGAAUUGUGAAAAACGUAAGGAUUUUGUUGAAUAAAUCGUUCCGAAUAUUGAGCUAAGGGUUUAUU